Messenger RNA from Thrips palmi, 6460 nucleotides. It is a transcript of the gene yki, whose product is annotated as transcriptional coactivator yorkie. Gene Ontology annotation, molecular function: protein binding; transcription coactivator activity. The record is from RefSeq and is a predicted model, not a curated record. The transcript has 7 exons. NCBI's taxonomy places the organism in Eukaryota, Metazoa, Arthropoda, Insecta, Thysanoptera, Thripidae. Gene Ontology annotation, biological process: hippo signaling; positive regulation of transcription by RNA polymerase II. Bases 166 to 1494 code for a protein of 442 amino acids. Gene Ontology annotation, cellular component: cytoplasm; nucleus.
GCAGCACUGGCAGGGGGCAGCCAUCGUUGUCGUCCGUCAGUGUGUUUCGAGACGUGCCAGGGGUGGGACCUUUGUGUCGUGGGUGGGGAACCCGAUUUUGUUUGUUUAUUUUUAGUUUGCCGUUUUGUUCUCCCGUUCCGUUCUGGGCCGUCCAUUGUGAUCAAGAUGUCGUUAAAUCGUGUCAGUGGUGAAAAACAGCCAGAGGUGGUGGUGGAGAGGGACACCGAGAGUGAGCUACAAGCCCUUUUCGAAAUAGUGCUCAAGCCCGACUCGAAGAGACCCUUGCAGAAACCCAUGAUAAUGCGCAAGCUUCCCAACUCGUUCUUCAACCCUCCGUCCACGGGCUCCAAGUCUCCGUCCGUGUCCCACAGCCGCGAAAAUUCAGGCGAUUCCGCGUUCGGCAACGCCCUGGGUGCCGGCGUAGCGCCCGUGGCUGUGGCGCCUGUGGCCAGCGUCUCGCCCGGGCUGCCCACGGGGCUACCCACUGGGCUGCCCAUCAGCCACCCCCGACACCACAGUUCGCCAGCCUCCCUGCAGCAGACCUACGCCCACGGCCCCAGCGGCCAGCAGGCCGGCGGCGCGGGCCAGGCCGGCCAGGGCCCCGCCAGCCCCGUGCAGCCCAUCCAGCACCUCAAGGCGCGCAGUUACGACAUGACGCAGGUGGACGAGCUGGGCCCGCUACCCCCGGGCUGGGAGAAGGCCCACACCCACGAGGGCCAGGUGUACUUUCUAAAUCACACGACACAGACCACCACCUGGGAGGACCCGCGCAAGUCGCUGGCCGCCCAGGCGCAGCGCCAGCAGCAGCGCAGCGCGGAGCUGCUGUCCAGCCCACCCACCCUCGCGCUCGCACACCCACACCCCGCCGCCUCGCCACUCCCCAAAGCCACCACACCCAAGCCUGCGUCGCCGGCGCCGAACGACCUGGGCCCGCUCCCGGACGGCUGGGAGGAGGCGGCCACCCCCGAGGGCGAGAUCUACUACAUCGACCACAAGACCCACAGCACGUCGUGGUUCGACCCGCGGAUACCCAGCCACCUGCAGCGCGCCCCCGCGGCCGGCACCAUGCUGCCCCUGGGCACCUGGCAGGCGCUGUCGCAGUCGCAGUCCCUGCAGUCCCUGCAGACGGACCAGCGCCUGCAGUCGCUGCACCUCGAGUGCGAGAAGCUCAAGCAGCGGCAGCAGGAGAUCAUGCGGCAGCAAGAGCUGAUGCGCCAACAUGCAAACGACAUUGCAACAUCAGGCAUGGAUCCCUUCCUUGGUUUGGCUGACCACUCCCGACAGGAAUCAAAUGACAGCGGACUUGGUCUGGGACCGCUUCCUCACACACCUGAUUUCACCUACAGCAUGGAAGAUAACAUGGAUGGUGUUAGCGAGGGUGCCCCUUCUUUAGAUACUCAAGAUCUCAGCUCACUUGAUCCUAGUGACGACUUGGUAGCAUCCCUUCAGUUUCAAGAAGAUCUGCUAAACGACGAUCAAUGGAGUGGAUUUUGAUCAGUUAAGUGAUGACUUUUUAGAAGAUGUUCAAGCCCUCAUCAACCCCCUCAACCCUCUCCAUCCUCUUCACCCGACUAGCAAGACAGACAAUGUUUUGACAUGGCUGUAGGGGGGUCCCUACGCUUGCCUUCCUGCUUACUGUGUGCGUGUGCGUGCGUGCUGCCGAUUGAACUGAAUAGCUCGAGAGGUCAUUGUGUAACUAACACCUUGCAGUGAAGUCUUCGUGCAUUUAAUCUUCCUGAGUUUUGAUUUGGUCUCUUUUCAAUGGCGUCCAUUGUAUUUGGAGUUGAUUGUGAAAAUUUUAUUGUGGUCAAAGGUUUAUUUUACUUGAGAUGUAAUAUUUUAUGUAUCGUUUAGUGAAUUGGAUCAUAGCUGGGACAUAAUGGCAAGGUAGCAUGCCAUGAUACUUGAUUCUUGAAUUCAUUGUGUGUAAUAAUUUCUACAUUUUAUCCUACUGUGUCACGCAGUUUUAAAUACUUAUAUUUCAUGUUUCCAAAUCAUUACGUAAAGGGCAAUUAAUGCACAAGGACACUCUUCAGAUCACAACGCCACGGCCUCGCAUACAGUUUUCGGGUGGUGCAUUAUGACCUGCAAUGUCAAAAGGCUCAACUCUAGAGUGCCAAAUAUGCUUCUGAAGAUCACUUGUUUGUACAUAAAUUCGCCUGAUAUCAUCUUAUAUUAAGUAAUUAUUGUGCCUUUUGUAAUACAAAGAAACAAAUUGUAAGAAUAAUUUUAUUUGUUUAUACCUUGUAGGUUUUAACUUUGUAACUGUGUUUUGUUGUUUGUGUACUGCAAUGGUUGCCCAGUUGGCAAGAGUGCUAUUUACUGUGAGAAGUUAUGACCUACCCCUCUCUGUCUUGCUUACGUUAUAUUUUGUGUUUGCCAUAAAAGUAUAUUAUAGGGGAUUUGUAUAAAAAGUGAAACAUAUUUUUAUGUUGGUGUACUUAAUGCAAGCACUAUAUCACAUGCUUUUUGUUAUUUUCGAUUUAGUUGUUAAUUGUUUGUUGUAAAGUAUGGUUCUAGCAAAGGAAUUGAAAGCAAAAAAAUUAUUAAGUAGUGGGGUUUACUUAAUCUUACUUAAGUUGCAGCCAUAAGACCUGCAGCUUUUUGAGUCAACAACAUUUUAAGCCCAAUCAAGCAAGCUUCAUAUGAGAUGAUGGCAGAAGCAAAAUGAGAGAGAAAUCGAGAAACACGCAAGAGACAGAGUAGGGGAAGGUCUGUCUCACAGCAAUCCGUCCUGCUCUCAAAACUGGUGCCACCGAGCGUGACUGAGCAUGUAAUUGUGGAUGUAUUUUGACUUUGCUUGUUGCUGUUUUAUGUAUUAGUAUUAAUGUUCGUAUGAAUGGUGAAAUAGUUUGAAGAAAAAUAAUUUGAUAUUCUUUUACAAUUUUGGUCUUAAAUGAGCAAAUGACUGUCUUUAAUUUGAACACUUACGUUAAGAGCAGGUUUAAAUAUUUUUUACUUAUGUUGGAUAUCUCUUUGAUGAACUAUAUAAUUAAUAAUAAUAUUAUUGUAUAUGGAUGUUGACUUUUUAUAAAGAUUUUUAGUUAAAAUACAAAGGAAUACAUAUUAAGAUCCCAACUUGCAUCCAAGACAAAGCUAUGUUUGAGUUCUAUGUUAAGCAGAGAAAGCAACUCAAUUUUACCUGUGUCAAUCAGUACUGCCCUUUGGUCUUGUAUUUUCAUUGUCACAAUGAGGUAGCUACGUCUUUAAAGUUCUAAAUGGUUUUCAUUGUUUUCCAGUCUAUUAUAUUUAUUUUUUGCUGUCAUACUACUGAUCGCACAUCCACACAAUUCAAUUUUGAGUUGCUUCUCUUGCUGCCUUGUUGGAUAUUGGCUAUUUGCAUGUCACCCUUUUAUGAAUGCACUUCUAUGGUAUGCAUAGUUUUGAAUGGAUUUCUUCUGUUGACUGUUAUGAUUUGAGAUGUGUUUUUUUUUUUUUUUUAAGAAUCAAUGAACAAUUUAUUUUUUUAACAACUUCAUAUUGAUACAAUAUUUAUUUCAAAUACUGUGGUCUACCUUGUUGAACAGGCAUAUGCGACUUCUAUUGUAAUUUUUCAGGCCUGGCAUGAUUGAUUUAUGAUUGAUUUAUAUUUUAGAAGUGUGAAGCAAGUUUAUGCCAUGUUGUAACGCACAAUUUGGGCACAUUCUCUAUUAACAAAAGAAAAAUGGUUGUGUGAACCCAUCUGUAAAAUUUGAUGCCUUGUAAUCUUUGUCCAGGACGAGCUUUUAUGUAGUUUAGCUUGUUCCGAGAUCUUUGACAAUACUAUGGUGGGCUAAUCAAACUGUGUCCUCCGCUGACAAAGUAGCAGCGGACGUUGUCGCAGUUGAUACCCCUCCUUCAGCAGUUAUUCAUUCAACUGUUGUCUCCGCACCCUUUCAAUGCUCUAUACCUCUCAAACCCUGACAUGACCGAUUUAUUUCUACGUAUUGGUUUUAAUCUUUUUAUUGUGUUUGAAUUUUCUCAAUUUGAUCUGUUUUCUGCAAAGUUGAAAACUAAAAUUUAUGUUUCUUUUUCUUUAUAUGUGAAAAGGGCUGCUGGAGACGAAAUCAGCCUGGUUGCAGUUGAUUGAAUGAACUGGUUAAGAAUAAUAGAACUUUUUGUGAUAUUUUAUGAGUUUAUCAAUCAUGCAAUUAUUUGUUUGAAUCUUGGCUUCAAGUUAUCAAAUACCUGUGAUUAAUUGACGUUUUUGUUCAACGUUAUAAGGUGGCAUGCAUUUAAGCCUAACUUUUCUGCUACACCAGUUGCAUUCUUCUAAUAUUUAUUAAGCCUCAUCAAUUUUGGCAACUAGUAUUGAAAUCAUGAACUGCCGUCCAUUUUUAAUGUGUAGGCUAUCUAGCGCGUUCAGUAGGAAUUAGAAAGUACUCAGCCAUGGCUUUAAGAAGCAGUUGUGAGUUCCAUUUAAUGUUCAUAGACAACUCAUUUCGCCUUUUUACAAUCUUACCAAUAAAUUCUUCCAAAAAUUUUGUCAUUUUAAAAUUUCGGUCUUGCAUUUCUACCCUUUCUCCAAGGAAACAACAUUUAAAGUUCCUUAGUUCAGUAUUUAUUGUGGAGAAGAUUCAUCGCUGUCUUCUGCCUUUUUUGUGAUUUUAAGUGUGACCUUGAAAAAGACGAGAUAAACUGCUGUUUAUAGAUAAACUCACUGUUUGCAAGAGGGUUUGCUGCCUGUUCAGUCAGAAGAGAAAUGACCCUGUUAAAACCUCAUGUGCCGAGUUUCUCCAUUAGGUUGGCUACGGUGCAGUACCUUCCAAACAUUUGAAUGAACUCUUUCACUGUGACAAAUGUAAAUGCUAAUAGAACUAUGAAACCUUUUAUGAUGAUUAAUUAUUAUAAUUUAAUUUCUUACUAUAUCUUAGAUUGUAGAGUUUGCUGUUAAGUUUUUCUUUUAUAAAAAGAAUGUGAUGAUUAAAUAGCCAGCACAGCAUCAGUUUAAGCUAAAAUUGUCUUAAUUAAAUUGCAUGCAUGGCUCUAGAGCGUGUGCAGGCAUGCUCAGUUUUGUGCCUUGCCCUUCAUACUACAUUUUGUGGUCUGAAACUGAAAUUAAUGUUCUGGCCCCAUGCCUUCCUCUUACGCCGUCCCUCUUAAUAGUGGCUGACUCGGGCUGUAAUUUCUAUCGUAAGUAAAUAUUUUUGAAUUGUACCUUGAUAUUUUACAAUUUUACUGUUAUUCUAUUUCACUGUUGAAUGAAAACAUGGAGUCUGUUAGCUUUUGCAUCUACAGGUCUUCCUCUUUUCUACUUCUCAUAAACUUCUUGCCAUCUGUAUUAGCAAUAUUUUAUACUUCUGUCUAUUUUGGUUGGCCUAUUGGGUGGCCACUUUGGCUCAUGAUAUUAGCAAUAAUGGUUAUUAUAAAUAAAAAUUUUAUGGUUAUUGCCAGAAUUCUAUGUGUUAUGUACAGAUAAAUGUCUUAGCUGAUUGUGAUGAAAUUGUGUAUAUGAUGUUUAAUGUUACAAUGUCAAAACUUUAUAUGAUGCACACAGGGUUGAUGUCCCCUUGCCUCCUACUGAGAGGUCUACGUCUCUAAAUUUGUUGUGCACUUAUUUUUAAAUGUGAUUUCAAAAAUAAAAGGCAGCCUUAAUGACUUCUGGAGGUCUUAGUUGCCCUAUUUUUUGACCUACUUAACUAAUUACGGUGCAGCUAUGCGUUUAUUCAGAGGCGUAUAGUUUCAAUUUUUUUGUUUUACAAAUUGCUAUUGUUCUGUAGAAAUUUUGUAUUUAUCAUCUUAUUUUUCGUUUUGCAUUUCUGAUGCAAUGAACCAUUAGGAUAAUGAACUGUUGUUGGAAAACAUGUUUAGUUGAGGAACAUUUAAAAGUGACAAUGUCUACAUCAAGUUUUGGAAAGAAGUUGCGAGACGCGGCGGCCUGCUGGUUCAGUCUGUAUGUCCUUGCUUGUUGUGUUGAAUACUUGAAUUGCAUUUACAAAGUACAUUUCAUACAUUAUUGAACUCUUCAGGUUUGUUCACUCAAAUUAAACAAAAUAUUGGUCUUAAAAUUUUUAGCAAAUUCGAUUUAAAGAAACAAAACAUGUAAUGUGAAAAUUUAAGUGUUGUCAAAAGAGGGAAAAUUUACUGCCUUAGUUCACACCAUUGUGCAACAUACUUGCCAAUAAAGACUAUCUAUUGUUGUAUAUCAUUCGUGUCUUAGUUCAGUAUUUGUAGCAUUGUGUGAAGACAAUCAUAUUCAAUGAUAACUUUUGAUGUGAAAAUAAUCAUCCUGUUUGUCAUGACAAAUUGUGGAGUCAGAUUGGAUCAGAAACCAUUCUACUGGCCAUGAAAUCUGAAAUUCAGCAACCUUCUAUAGAAUGCAUGUCGUGUUUACUGUGUUACCGCAUGUGUAUUAUCUGCAUCCUACAUUACCUGUGUACUUUUGUCCUUAAAUGUUUGUUUUAUUAUAUUUAUAUAAUAAGCUGAUACUAAACUAUUGCUUUACAAUGAUUACAUUUACCCAAUAAACUUUUUCAUUACA